Periconia digitata is the source of this 1623-nucleotide messenger RNA. The record is from the annotation of a GenBank genome assembly. Lineage: Eukaryota; Fungi; Ascomycota; Dothideomycetes; Pleosporales; Periconiaceae.
AACUCUCUCACGAUGCCACCUACCUUCACCUUGACUUGCUAUCCCAGCUUCCUCACCCAGUAUAAGAUUUCCUCGCUGCCUCAUUCUUCUACCUUUUCUCCUCCAGCAACACAAGCCUCAAGUCCAUACCAUCAACAGCAGCAGCAGCAGCAACAGCAACCCCAACAACACCACCAACACCACCACGACCAACAACAACAUGUCUUUCCCGGCCAACAUCCUCAACUGUCUUGCCGGUAUUCGAGCCGGCAUCCGCCGUAUGCUGGGCCGUCGUCGCCACCAAGCUCCUUCUCCACCACCGCCACGAGCACGGAUGCGUACUCCCACCCCCAUCCCUCGCUCUUCGGAUCUGGUCCGCGCGUCUUCUCCUCCUCCCCCCCUUCCAGCUCAACCAUCUUCUUCUUCUUCUUCUCCUCUCCCUCCUCUCCCCCCCUCUUCUUCUUCUUCAUCAUCUUCUUCUCUCCCUCUCCCUCCUCUUCCGACUUCUCCCCCUCUCCCAUCUUCUCCUCCACCAUCAUCCUCGCCUCCAGGACUUUCUCCUUCCGGAUCAAGCUCACCACCGCCGUCGUCGCCCCCAGGACCACCACCACCACCACCAUCUCAACCUGGUUCAAGCCCAGGUUCAGCCCCGCCAUCCUCUCCGCUCCCCACCUACCCUCCCUCCUCUCCACCGCCGUCCUACCGCACGGCACCAUCUCAACCCGCGUCGUCUCUGGCCGCCCCUUCCUCCUCGCCACUUCGCCCGUCGUCGACUCCACCACCAUCUCUCCCGCCAGUCCCGCCCUCCUCUCCACCCCUCCACCCCUCUUCUUCUUCCUCUCCCUCUUCUUCUUCUUCGCCGCGUCGUGGGGCGCUCGAUGCGGAGGAGCUCGCGGAUCUUCUGCGCUUGCUGGAGGAAGAGUGAGAAGGGUCGGUGUGACUUUCACUAAUCCUGAAAUCGGGCUACUAUCGACGCUGCUGCUGGGCCGUGUAGCAAUCUGCUGUCUGGGAUAAUUCCUAGGCUUUAUUGUCGGUAUUCGGGAUAUAUUUUCUGGGUUUUUGUCUUUUGGGUGUUUGGUUGAUGGGACAUGAUACCCCCUUUUUCUUUUGCGCAGGACUUCCCGGCAUACUCAAUGAUACCCAUUUUCCUUCUUCUUCAAACUUCGUAUGAUGAUGUGCCGUGAAACGUGUGAAGCUAUGUGGUGAUGAACUAACAUACUUUUGAGGUGUAUUGGGACGACAGGAUCCAGUGAAGUUGCGUGAAAGUAUGGGAUGAUAUGGAGAAUGUGAUGUUGCUGCCUAUCCCAUCCUCACCCAGUAUUCUCGAGACGAAUCAGUGAUGUAGUACGUUUCCAUGGGCAUUCGAAGGUAUAUUUGGAUGCUAGGAUGUGUCGUGCGAAGUAAAUCUCGCAGAUUCUCGCUCGUCUCGGAAAUCGCUGUGGUGGUGGACUUGGCGUCGGUGUCCGACUACGUACGCGUCUAGUUGUGAAACAACACCAGUACAAACCUGCACAUAAAAGUAGUAACACACCGCAUCAUGAUUGGACCGCAUCAAUGCAAUUGUCCGUCUCACUGCGCUCAAAAGCUGGAAACAACAUUAGACCUACAGUAAAAAGGACCGAUGGGUGCAGAUUGAAGUCGUAU